AUGACAAUGCGAGCAAAUUCCAUUUCUAUUGAACAAGAUAAUAAACUCAAAGAAGCUUUUGCUCUCUUUGAUCGACUUGGUGGUGGUUUAAUAAGUAUAAAAGAUCUUGCUUAUGUUAUGCAUUCAAUUGGUUAUCAAACAACAUCAUCAGAAUUAGAAUGUAUGAUACGAGAAGUUGAUCGAGAUGGUAAUGGUUUGAUCGAUUUUAAUGAAUUUAAAAUAAUGAUGAAUCAUAAAGGUGAAAAUCAUUUGGAAAUAUUUAAUGAUGAACUUCUUAAUGAAGCAUUUCGUAUAUUUGAUAAAAAUGGUGAUGGUCUAAUCAGUGAAAUGGAAAUUCGUUCUGUGAUGAACAAUCUUGGUGAGAAAUUAACGGAUGAUGAACUCAAUGAUAUGAUACGUGAAGCUGAUUUAGAUGGAAAUCGACAAGUAGAUUAUGCAGAAUUUUCUGCUCUUGUUCGACGUCUUCUUAAAAUACAAAAUUAUACAAUGACACUUCAUAGUACAGGACCCUACGAAGGACGAGGAAUUAUUCCAUAUAUUGAUGAAGAACUUGAUGAAGACUUAACUAAUCGAAAGUGA
This is a messenger RNA of Adineta steineri, 579 nucleotides long. Lineage: Eukaryota; Metazoa; Rotifera; Eurotatoria; Adinetida; Adinetidae. The record is from the annotation of a GenBank genome assembly.